This is a messenger RNA of Anguilla rostrata (American eel), 1386 nucleotides long. It is a transcript of the gene ldah, whose product is annotated as lipid droplet associated hydrolase. Gene Ontology annotation, molecular function: lipase activity. Gene Ontology annotation, biological process: lipid storage. Bases 79 to 1179 code for a protein of 366 amino acids. Gene Ontology annotation, cellular component: lipid droplet. The transcript has 8 exons. NCBI's taxonomy places the organism in Eukaryota, Metazoa, Chordata, Actinopteri, Anguilliformes, Anguillidae. The record is from RefSeq and is a predicted model, not a curated record.
GCACCCUUAUAGUCACGUGUUAUUGGGUUGACAGCUUAGCCGUGGUAGCUGGCUAGCUAAUUCAUUCUCAUUUAAUAGAUGUUUAAGUUUAGACAUAGUGUUCCGCCUAACACGGUGCGCCUAUUAUUCUCGGAUAGAAUAUCAACGCCGUUUGGAUCGAUUUUCUUCCACCUGAUACGAAAAAACUUCCUCAACAGAGCUCCUGAGAUGGGACCCCCCGGUUCUGAGGAGGGGUGCACGGAGCACCUGUACUGCGGAGGCGCUGCCACUGAGGUGCUGAAAUUCGGGGCGCGGGACCUGCACCCCGCCAGCAAGCUUCACAGUACGCCCCGAGUGGUUUUCCUCCUCAUUCCAGGAAACCCGGGCGUGGUGGGGUUCUACCGCACCUUCCUGCAGACGGUCCACCAGGCCUUCGGGCGGCGCCACCCCGUUUGGGCCGUGAGUCAUGCGGGACACUGCGCCCCUCCGGGCUCCAUGCGCAUGACGACCGCAGGUUCCCCCGGGAUGCAGAUCGAGGACGUGUUUGGGCUGAACGGGCAGGUGGAACACAAGCUGGCCUUCCUGAGGGAGCACGUGCCCCGAGAGGCCAAGCUGGUGCUGAUUGGUCACUCCAUCGGCUGUUACAUCAUAAUAGAGAUGAUGAAACGAGAUCCGGAGCUACAGGUGCUGAAGUCCGUGCUGCUCUUUCCCACCAUCGAGCGCAUGGCGGUGACCCCGCAGGGGCGGGUCAUGACCCCGGUGCUGCGGCAGCUGCGCUACGUGGCCUACCUGCCCGUCUUCCUGCUCUCCCUCCUGCCCCAGAGCCUGCAGGCCACCGUGGUGAAGGUGGCCCUGAGGGCCGUGCGCUGCCUCGACCUGUCCGUCAUCCCCGCCGCCCUCAGCCUCUUCAACGUGGACUGCGCAGCCAAUGCGAUGUACAUGGGGAGCCAGGAGAUGGUGCAGGUCCUGGGCAGAGAUGAUUCCACCAUCAGACAAAACCUUGACAAGCUGAUAUUUUACUACGGGGCGACGGAUUCGUGGUGCCCGGUGCAGUACUACCAGGACGUCCGGGCGGACUUCCCCCGGGGGAACAUCCGGCUGUGCGGCAAGGGCUACCGCCACGCCUUCGUCCUGGACGCGGGCGCAGAGGUGGCCGCCAUGGUUACCGAGUGGGUCCGCCAGGACGUGGAGAACUCGUAGAGCUCCGCCCAUCGCCCCGCCCAUCGCCCUGCCCCCCUCACCCCAUCGAGGCCCGGAGAGAUAAAGGCAACAGCAUACGAUGGAACAUUACAGGGACUCAGAAUUAUUUUUUCUUCUUCAAAAUGAUCUCGAUCUCUUUGCUUUGUUUUCCCCCUCUGCGUCCUUUACGCUGUGUUUUAUUUUGAACGCACCGUUUAUACUACGUAU